Molecule: messenger RNA, 2550 nt
Organism: Pocillopora meandrina
Lineage: Eukaryota; Metazoa; Cnidaria; Anthozoa; Scleractinia; Pocilloporidae
Source: the annotation of a GenBank genome assembly
AUGUUACGAAUGGUUAGUGGAAAGCCUUCACUCUUUUCCGUGCUUUUCAUGACUCAAAUCUUCCACGGCAUUACCAGCCACCAGUGUGGAGCCGGCAUUUACUCCAUUUUUCAAAAGAUGCUCAGGGGCCACACCUAUAUGACGAUUGAGAGCCAAGCCGGUACCGUCGCGCUGGAAUGCAGGGAAGCUUGUCACACUGAUUUCAGAUGUCAAAGCUAUAACAUCGAUGUACUUAAUUCAAAGUGUGAGUUAAACAACCGGACCAAAGAGGCCAGACCUGAGGACUUUGUCAAACAUAAAGACAGAUACUACAUGGCGAGAAACUCAAAACGAGGUAACAGAACUUUACACCAGAAAUAAUUGAUUUUUUGUUCAACGUUCAAAUAAGUACCUCGUUCAAGGAUUCUAAAGUGGUACUCAUCGUUGUUUCUCAUUUUUGUACUUUCUACAAUUCCAGUCCCUCUCGGCUCUAUUCCUGAGCUACCUGCCUAUUCGUGCCGAGAGAUUAAGGCGAGUGAGGGAGGACAAGCGGUCAGCGGUACAUACUGGUUGGAUUCCACCAGGUCUGGGAACUCUAUUCUAGCUCACUGUGACAUGAAAACAGAAGGUUAGGAAGACAAAAUUUUCAUGAUGACUUUCAUAAUGUGUGAGUAAGUUUCAUUUAGAGAUUUUUCCCAUCCAGUCGCAGAUUACUGCAUUCAACACCAGUGCCAAAACAAUGCCAGGUGCAUAAACCAUCACGUGAACUACACGUGUGCCUGUAACUUAUCUGGGUGGACUGGAAACUUCUGUGAGCAAGAUAAAUUCAACGCUCAAUUCUUUGCUUUCAAUAAUAAAAACCAAGUUUAACUGAUUGAAUGACAACUCUUUCCACUAUUUUAUCAAGGCGCGAAAAAAGAUUACCACACAUUCCCAUGAAUUUCGGAGUGCGCCAAAGGUAUGUUUGUUAUCAGUUAGGCUGCUACAUGGCCUACAAAAGUAACACGUCUCUCAUUUUUUGUCUAUCCACCUAGAGCCAGAGUUUAAAGCUGUCUUCACAAACCUUGGUUCGACUGCAGCUGGUGGUCCAAGCUCAAUUGGUAGUCACUAUACAGGGCAAGAUCAUGACGGACAAGUUACUGUGUCCAGCGGUAUUCAAUUGUGGACUGUGCCAUACACUGGAGAAUAUAGAAUAGAAGCAAUAGGAGGUGCAGGGUGGUACGGUGAGAACAGUGUCGUCCAGAACGGAGGAAGAGGAGCCAAGUUGACCGGAAACUUUAAUUUGACCAAAGAUGAGAUCAUUCGUAUACUUGUUGGUCAUAAAGGAAAGAGAGGGCCUAACUCCAAAACAACUACAGGAGGCGGGGGAGGUACAUUUGUGGUGAGAGGAACCAAUACGCCUUUAAUCAUAGCUGGAGGUGGUGGGGGAAUUAAAAACAUGUCAGAACGACAUUCAGGGAUGUGAUGCAUCCCUAAGCACCACAGGGAAUACUGGGUACUCCUCGUCAUUGGGGUCAGGAGGAACUAGUGGAAAUGGAGGAGGUAGCGCUGGUAAUAGGCCAGGUUAGUAAAAUGAGAUUUACCCAAUCAUCUUCAAACUAGGGGUACUGUGAGAUGAGUUACAAAAACCCAUAUUUGUGGCAAUCAUUGGGGCUUAUUCAUUGGAAGCAUACACGCCAAUAAGUCGAACACUUUGCAAAAUCUUAGUUCACUUGAAUGUAGCUCGUUCACUUACAUUCUCAUCGCUCUUGCGCCCAUAUUACAUUAUUUUAAAGCCACCAAGUUUACGAAAACACAUUAGGUCAUAAAAGUAAACAAGGAGGACAUUUGCACAGUUAUCAAGAAUGUUGAUUGGGUGAUGCAGUAAAAGCAUUGCAGGAAUAACACGGACUUAUUUUGAACAGGGAUUCGAUUUUCGUAACUUGCUUUUCAAGUCCUCUAAGGCAAAGCAUAGAAAAACAUAGAACUAAGUUGUAAAUAAAACAAAAAAGGUAUUCUCCCGCCAUUUAUAUAGAUGCGCUCAGGUACCAUUAAAGAGAUUCACUGGAAAUCUCUUUUAUCGUUUUAGGUGGCGGCGGCGGUGGCUUUUAUGGUAAUGGGGGAGGAGGAGGUAAAGGUGGCAAAGGAUUUCUCAAUGGUGGAAAGGGUGGAACGUAUAACGGUGGGUUCGGAGGUGGCGGCGGAAAUCCAGCUUACUCUGGGGGAGCUGGCGGCGGUGGAGGUUACUCUGGGGGAGCUGGAUGUGUUAAUGAAGAUCCCUCUUGUGGUGGUGGAGGAGGAUCUUUUAACAGUGGAACAAAUCAGGAAAAUGAAUGUUGUUAUAAUACGGCUGGAAAUGGUAAAGUGACUAUCACCUUUAUCGAGUGAUCAAUGCGCAUGGCAACAACAAAAAAAAUUUUAUUGUGGAAUUUCACACAAUAUCAUAAUUCUUAAUAUAAUGAAAAAAUAUAAGACAAAUUACGGCUUCUGUCAUAUCGUGAUAUUAGUAUACACAAGGAAUUCUCAGACGAAAUAGUGUACGAUUUGAUUUACUUACAGAUUCACAGAAAUUACUAAAAUUAUCCAUCGGAA